This is a messenger RNA of Rodentolepis nana, 315 nucleotides long. The record is from the annotation of a GenBank genome assembly. NCBI's taxonomy places the organism in Eukaryota, Metazoa, Platyhelminthes, Cestoda, Cyclophyllidea, Hymenolepididae.
AUGCAGGGCUGUCUAGUAAGGGGUCAAAAGAUGGAUGCUCAUCGGGGACCCCAGAGUGAUGUGGAAGUCCACUCCACAGACUAUUUCAUCGAAUGUGUUACCGUUGGUUCGGCUACUGUCGCAAUCUUUUCCACCGCUGCUUCUGCUGCUGCUAAUACUACUGUUGCCUUUUCGGUUGUACGCAAUGCACGUGUUUGCGUGGAAAAAGAAGCGAUUGAAAGAGAACAUGACUUGCAAACCAACCGGGCACUUAGUCACACGGCAUGGGAGUUUGUAGCUAAGAGGAGGAAAGGGGAGAGGACAGCUAAGAAAUGA